This is a messenger RNA of Lactuca virosa, 575 nucleotides long. NCBI's taxonomy places the organism in Eukaryota, Viridiplantae, Streptophyta, Magnoliopsida, Asterales, Asteraceae. The record is from the annotation of a GenBank genome assembly.
UACCCUGCAAUCUCUUCUUCUCGUCAUAUUCAGAAAUCAGACCAAUCGUCCCUCACAUUACCAGUUAACCAGAAAUACUACGUCGAUUAGAAAUAGAUGGAGUUCCAGUCGAUUUCGUACAUCGUAUCUCGUAAGGAAAUCAUGUCAGAUUACGAGGAUUCGAAGGAUGAAUCUCUGAUGGAGAAGAUACACGAUCACAAGAAUUCAUCAUUUUCUUCUAUUUCUUCAGAUUCCAAUGAUGAUAGUAAGCUUUCAUCUAUCAAAUCAAACGUGUUCCAUCUCUUCGGCAUAGAAAAGCUUGUUCAUAUGGUCUUCGGCGGUGGAAAACAAACUGGUCUUAAUAUGGAAGAUCUCUUACGAGGGAAUAAGUAAUUGUUGUUGUUGCUGCUUUUGUUGUUGCUGUUUUUGCUAUUUUUGCUGCUACUGAUUGUUGUUGUUGCUGUUUUUUGAUGUUGUUGUUUUUGUUGUUAUGUGUUGCUGAUUUGUGUUGUUGUUUUGUUGUUGUUGAUACUAUUGUUGUUUGUGUUGUUUUUAUUGUUGUCGUUUUUGCUUUUAUUAAUUACAAUUUCAGUCUC